GGUGGGCACCUGCCCUCCGUCAAAGCUGGAGGUAUGAGAGUGUCUAAAAAACAAGAAAAUGGACCUGUUGAGAGAAACACUAAACCUCCAGGGAGAGAAAAGACAAGUGCUAUUGCUGGUUUUCCACGCCCUCGGAACAUGGGUGCCUUGGUAGCAGAAGUGCUGAGCAAAAUGAGCCACAAAAUUCAUGCAGCAGCGUUACGAGUGGCUCACCAGAAGCCACACCCGGCCUUGGAGAAGUUCAUAGUGCCUAAAAGAAUGUACAUUAUUCAACAGCCGCGGAAAUGUUGA
Eurypyga helias (sunbittern) is the source of this 291-nucleotide messenger RNA. It is a transcript of the gene DAPL1, whose product is annotated as death associated protein-like 1. Gene Ontology annotation, biological process: apoptotic signaling pathway; cellular response to amino acid starvation; negative regulation of autophagy. Gene Ontology annotation, molecular function: death domain binding. The transcript is spliced from 4 exons. The record is from RefSeq and is a predicted model, not a curated record. NCBI's taxonomy places the organism in Eukaryota, Metazoa, Chordata, Aves, Eurypygiformes, Eurypygidae. The annotation marks the transcript as partial.